AUGUUGCUGCUAAUCGUGGUUCCACAAGUAAAUGCCCAAGACUCACUAACCCCAGCAGUCUGCAGAAGAAGAUCGAAGCGGACAGAACCAUCACAGUCCACACUACAUAGGACGUUGGUGGUUCCAGUUAGGACCGAAAUUGCUUCAGUAUACGCACCCGUGGUUGUGGCGGUAACAUCUGUGGAAAAGCAGACAGCAUCACCGUUGGCCAUGGCCAUCAAUGUCAUGAUGGUAACAGAAAAGAGAGGGAGUGAAGUGAUCUUCAUCUUUGUGGUGGGCAGCCUCUAUGGGAAGUUUCGUAAAAACAACUCUAGCUAG
This is a messenger RNA of Seminavis robusta, 318 nucleotides long. Lineage: Eukaryota; Bacillariophyta; Bacillariophyceae; Naviculales; Naviculaceae. The record is from the annotation of a GenBank genome assembly.